This is a messenger RNA of Nicotiana attenuata, 1126 nucleotides long. RefSeq names its product RING-H2 finger protein ATL40-like. The transcript has a single exon. The record is from RefSeq and is a predicted model, not a curated record. Bases 79 to 807 code for a protein of 242 amino acids. Lineage: Eukaryota; Viridiplantae; Streptophyta; Magnoliopsida; Solanales; Solanaceae.
CGUAAAAUACCAACACCUUCUUCUUCAAAAAGAUCGUCGAAUGAAUCUGUAGUCUGCUCAAAACUCGGUAGCCUCAAUAUGGGCUUUGAUGAAGAUGAUAAUCCAUUUACUCAUCACCACAAAAACAAAUAUGAUAUCAACAGCAAAAUUAUGCUCAGUGCCAUAAUUUCACUAUCCAUAGUUGUUUUCCUCGUUACUAUUCUCCAUAUGUACAUUAGAUGUGUCAUUAGACGAUGUCGCCAAGCUGGACGCCGAGCUACGUUUAGCUCGGCGUCGAGCUUGGUUACUAGUACUGUGUCACAAGUUGAGCCACCAAAAAAUGGACUUGAUCCAUCUAUUAUAGCUUCACUCCCAAUAUUUGUUUACAAGCAAAGUGAUGACCAUAACAUGGAUGAGGCAAUUACUAAUCCAAUUGAGUGUUCAGUUUGUUUGAGUAUUCUUGAAAAUGGUGAAAUUGUUAGAAAUUUGCCUAAUUGCAAACACAUUUUUCAUGUGGAGUGUAUUGACAAAUGGUUUAAUUGUCAUUCUACAUGUCCUAUAUGUCGAGCUGAGGCGAAACCUCGGCUAUUGUCUGAGCCUAGGGAGGGUGUCGUUGGCCGUAUUCCGCCGUCAGCGCCGCCUUUGGACGAUGGAAAUUUGUCUAUGGUUGUGAAUCUUGAAGGGACUUCAUCAUCAGGUAAAACUACUAUUGGUGGUGGUGGAUCAAGCUCGAGAUUGAGCUCGUUUAGAAGGAUUCUUAGCAGGGAGAGAUCAUCUCGACGACUUCAAGUUGUAGAUCCUGAGAGCAAUGGCGGAUGCAGAAUUUAGACGUUGUUGGUUCUGAGUUGAGAUAAAACUUAGACGUUAUAGGGUUUGAGUUGAAAAAAUGAGUUUAAUGUAUAUAGUUCGACCUUGAAGCAUUGGAUACUGCUUGCGAGAGACAAUAAUAUUAUGCAUUAGGUAUGAUUACAAUUAUUAUUUUUUGGUUUAUAUUCACAACUAUUUUUAUGUUUAUAUACAUGAGACCAGUGGUGGAGCCACUCAUUAGCAAGGGAAGUUAAUUGACACUCUUUCGUCGAAAAAUUACACUACAUAGAUAGGUUAAAUAUUUUAUUUUUAUGCAUAUAUACUAUGUGACUCCCCUUGA